Messenger RNA from Protopolystoma xenopodis, 525 nucleotides. The record is from the annotation of a GenBank genome assembly. Lineage: Eukaryota; Metazoa; Platyhelminthes; Monogenea; Polystomatidea; Polystomatidae.
AUGGAGACUUCCUGGUAUUCGUUCCGCCAUAUUCUCGAAAAUCUCGAGUGCUCCGUUGUUGAGUUCAAUCCUACCGUGGCUUCUCAGACUACGUCGUGUCAUUCUGAAUGUCCACUUACAUCCACACAACUGGCCAGUUGCCAUCUAUUCCCCGGAGGUCAAACGUUUGCCGAAACAAUUUCAAUCUACUUGUCUUCUCCUGGUCCUUUAAUAAACCGGUCUGUACAGGCUUGGCUCCUCGGCCAGUUAGCUAGUAAGCAUCAGGUUAAUACCUCCGGCUAUUCCGUCCUCGCUAAUAACAACCUUAAGCUCCAAUCUCAUACUUCUAUGUCUCAACCUAUGAUUUGCUCUGCAAUUAACGAGUUAGGUGGUCCGCUUUUGGGUCUUCAUCGACUGAGGUGUAUCUGGAUAGCUACGGAGGAGAUAGUAACAGACCGCCUAGCCGUCGGACCUUUUGUGCAAACCCUAUUAACUACAAGGAAUACAAAUACAAUUGACAAAGCUCUGUUUUCCAAUUCCUACAUU